Molecule: messenger RNA, 1362 nt
Organism: Cutaneotrichosporon oleaginosum
Lineage: Eukaryota; Fungi; Basidiomycota; Tremellomycetes; Trichosporonales; Trichosporonaceae
Source: RefSeq, a predicted model, not a curated record
AUGCGCUGGGAACGCCGACGUCCGCGUCUGCUGCCGAAGUGCCCCCGCCUCGCUGCCUUUCUCCUUGCGUCCUUUGUCGUCGUCGUCGUCGUCGUCCCCGUCCGUCUUCUCCUUUCGUUCUCCAUUCUAUCAUCCUCUUCAGCGCCAUCUCCGUAUUCUCGUUUGCCUCCUUACGCGUCUCAAUCUCUCUUACACACCGCACCCACUCGCAACCACCGCCGACAUCGAGCAGGACGGAACCGCCCGAACGGAGUGAUCGCGCUUCUCUCCCUCCACUCCCACCCUUGCCCUCGCCUACUCCCAUUCCAGUCCACCUACCCCGUCCGCAUACCCCGUCGACAUUUUGUUUCGCGACGAGUAGGCCGCCGACCGGAGAUAGACGACUUCGAAAAGCUAUCACCACUUCCUCCCAGCACUUGUCGUCACCAUCCUCCCUCCGCACCUUCUCUUCCCCCUCCCAGCAACUGCAACGACUACCAGAUCAAAUCAGGCAAACCUGAGCAGCUGAGCAGUGCGCGCUUCCAUAUCUCUCAUCUACGCACCUGUCCUCCCCACGCUCCGUCAUCACCUCCCAUCUUCUCUUCUACUGCCUCAGAGUCGGCUGUGGCGAUGCGCGCCCACACAAAAGGGCUAGAAGCGCUAGUUACAGCUCUGUCACAACCUUCAUUCGCUUCUCCAUACUCCAGACCGCCCACGCCAUCCGGCUCCCACUCUCAACUGCACCAACGUCUGCCGCGUCUACGCUCGCGCCUUCCCUCCACGUCCACCACCACUUCCAACGUUUUAUCCAGUCCACAGCGCGAUUUCAGGCAGUAUGGAGGCCAUGAGUAUUUCUCCGGCGGAAAAUUUCUGUACGAGCAAAAGCAGAGAGAGAUCUCAAAGUACACGGCCAUCGCCCUCCGCAUCAAGAAAUCCAGCACGUACGAUGAGCUCAACUCUGCUGUUCUAAACAAGGCGCACGCCAACUUGAUCACAAUGAUGAGGGCAAUCAUCUCAGACGAGAACCACAAGAUCAUAGAAAUGGACGCUCAGCUGGCGAAAAACGCCGCGCAAUGCAAUGCCUUGGAAUUCUCCAUCGAGUUGACCCGCCAGCAGGUCUUCAACGCGGAGAGAACGUUCGAAUCAAUCACAAUGCCCCUGUUUGCUGCCAUCGCGGCCUUCUGCCCCAAGAGCCAACAGCGCACCAAUCUUCCGUUUCCACUCCCUGUUUUCCACUCCCUGUUGUCGAAAACCAGCCAUUGUCGACAACCGUCAUCCACGUCUCAGCAACCGGACCGACGGCCGACGACAUUACAGUCCAUCAUCCACAUCCGUCCUCGCUGCAUACCAUUCUCAAACUCGCAGAAGACAUGGAGGAGCUGA